Messenger RNA from Columba livia (rock pigeon), 3737 nucleotides. RefSeq names its product LCK proto-oncogene, Src family tyrosine kinase (gene LCK). The record is from RefSeq and is a predicted model, not a curated record. Gene Ontology annotation, cellular component: extrinsic component of cytoplasmic side of plasma membrane. The transcript has 13 exons. Gene Ontology annotation, molecular function: ATP binding; signaling receptor binding; non-membrane spanning protein tyrosine kinase activity. Gene Ontology annotation, biological process: innate immune response; B cell receptor signaling pathway; T cell differentiation. Lineage: Eukaryota; Metazoa; Chordata; Aves; Columbiformes; Columbidae. The coding region runs from base 1547 to 3157 and encodes 536 amino acids.
AGGACGGUGCCGUGCCGGGGGGUUCGGUGCCUCUGGUUCAAAGACCUUGUUGCCAGCCCCUCCCCAGGUGCCCCAGCAGUGGGGGAUGCUCGGGCUGCGCCGCUGCAGGAAAUGCUCGUCACCAACCUGGCUGCGAAUUGAGGGGUUAUUUUUGAGACUUGAGGACAGGAGGUACCGGGGACCGUGCUCAGGGUUCGGCAGCCCCCAUGUCUCCAUCCUACCCCAUCUCCCGACCCCCUACAGCACUGUGCGGGGGGCAGGAGGGACCCCAGGGGUGGCGCCAGCCAGGGAUGGCAACACAAAAGCAAGCGCUGGGUUUGCUGUUGGCUUUUUCCCUUCCUCCACUAGUGCCAAACCCUUUACAAAAGCAGUUGCCUCCUGGGGAUUCAACUUUCACAGAAGCAAUUUUUUACAAGUGGUGCCAAGGAAGGUGUGGGGUGACCCAAGGAUCAUUUUGGGUGCUGCUUCCCAUUCCAACAGGACACAGGGAGACCCCCAUGUGCACCCCAAGGCUGGGGCACAGCCCAGGGCCUGGUUACGAUCCCCACCGCUCCUUGCCAAUGGCACCCGUGGUGCUGGCAAGCACAAUGAGAACGGGGCUGCAUGGCUGCCCCUGGGAAAUGUCCCUGCCAGGGUGGAUGCUGCAUCUCGUGCUGCCAUCACGGUGCCCCUCCAGCUGCCGCAGCCCCCCCGGUGCAGCUGGGCUUCCUGCCCGUGUCUCCGCAGAGCAGCCGGCAGGUACCUGCGGCUUCACGUUUGAUCGCAAAAGCCAAAACAAUAGUGUUGUGGUUGUUCUGCUCUGAGCUGCCUCCAAAAACACAGACAGGGCUGGCAGCCUGGCGGGGUCGCAAUGUGUCCCUUUGCUGUCACUGCAGCUCUUGGGGUCUGGGGUGACCUGGUGGUGAUGAGCAAAGAGAGGGCUGUGAGGUGCAGGAUGGGUCCCACAACUUGUGUAGGAUCCAAGGUGGUCGGGGACAGCUGGUGCACAGUCACCACCCACCUGCUUAUACUGAGCGCUAGGGAGGGGACAACACAGGGGACAGGGGGGGCUCAGCUAGCUGGUGACAAACCCGUGCUCAUUGCUGGCCCCCCGCAGCACAUCCCCAGCCCAUGGAUGUGCUCGCCGACCAGCCGAGGGCUCAGCAUCCCCUGGUCCCUGGGGAUCAGUGGCACCCAGCGCAGGGACCCUGGGUGCUGGGGAUGGCAGGAAGCCAUCGGGGUUUGUCACUAGCUCUUGCGGUUGUGCGCGAGCUGUGAACCAGCUUCUCUAGAGUUUGCUCAUGAGGCAGGAAACCAGGGCAGGCAGCGGCGGGGAGCGCGCGCCCGCGCGCGGGGGGCUCGUCUCCGCUCCCCAGAGGGUCAUCGCGCUCCUGCCGGGGAUGGCGAGGACGUGAGUGGGGACAGCGCCUUCCCCCGCACCGCUGGGCCAUGGCAGUGUGAGACCCGCUGCUCCUCGCCUCGCGGCCAACAGACCAACCAGCCCCAGCCAUAGAAGUGCGUGAGGAAGGACCAGCGCAGGGCAGCUCCUCUGGAAAGCACCGCCACCAUGGGCUGCUGCUGCAGCUCGGACUACGACGAGGACUGGAUUGAGAACAUCGACAUUUGCGAGCACUGCAACUACCCCAUCGAGCCCAACAACAAGCGCCAGAAGCUGAUCCGCAACAACUCCGAGGUGCAAGACCCUCUGGUGUCCUACGAGGCCACGUCUCCGCCAUGCUCCCCCCUGCAAGGUGAGGUCCGGCCUCGGCGGGGGGUGGCUGUGGACACCCCCCCAGUUGGCCACGGCCACCCUGUCGCUCCGCUUGUCCUCCCAGAUAAGCUGGUGGUGGCCCUGUACAACUACGAGCCCAAGCACGAUGGGGACCUGGGGCUGCAGAAGGGCGAGAAGCUCCGUAUCCUGGAAGAGAGCGGGGAGUGGUGGAAGGCGCAGUCGCUCACCACCGGCCAGGAGGGUUUGAUCCCUUACAACUUCGUGGCCACAGUGAACAGCCUGGAGCCCGAGCCGUGGUUCUUCAAAAACAUCAGCCGCAAGGAUGCGGAGCGGCAGCUCUUGGCUUCGGGCAACACACACGGCUCCUUCCUCAUCCGGGAGAGUGAGACCUCCAAAGGCUCCUACUCGUUGUCGGUGAGGGACUUUGACCAGAAUCAGGGCGAGACGGUGAAGCACUACAAGAUCCGCAACAUGGACAACGGGGGGUACUACAUCUCCCCCCGCGUCACCUUCAGCAGCUUGCACGAGCUGGUGGAGUAUUACACACGCAGCUCGGAUGGGCUGUGCACCCGUCUCGGCAAACCCUGCCGGACCCAGAAACCGCAGAAGCCGUGGUGGCAGGACGAGUGGGAGGUGCCGCGGGAGUCCCUGAAGCUGGUGGAGAAGCUGGGAGCAGGGCAGUUUGGAGAAGUCUGGAUGGGUUUCUACAAUGGCCACACCAAGGUGGCUAUCAAAAACCUGAAGCAGGGCAGCAUGUCGCCCAGCGCCUUCCUGGCAGAGGCAAACCUCAUGAAGAACCUGCAGCACCCGCGGCUGGUGCGGCUCUACGCCGUGGUGACCAAGGAGCCCAUCUACAUCAUCACUGAGUACAUGGAGAAGGGCAGCCUCGUGGAUUUCCUCAAGACCUCAGAAGGAGUCAAGCUCAGCAUCAACAAACUGCUGGACAUGGCCGCGCAGAUCGCUGAGGGCAUGGCCUUCAUCGAGGCCAAGAACUACAUCCACCGCGACCUGCGGGCCGCCAACAUCCUCGUGUCCGACACCCUGUGCUGCAAAAUCGCCGACUUCGGGCUGGCGCGUCUCAUCGAGGACAACGAGUACACGGCUCGCGAGGGGGCUAAAUUCCCCAUCAAGUGGACAGCGCCGGAAGCAAUUAAUUACGGGACAUUCACCAUCAAGUCCGACGUCUGGUCGUUCGGCAUCCUGCUGACCGAGAUCGUCACCUACGGCCGGAUCCCGUAUCCAGGGAUGACCAACCCCGAGGUGAUUCAGAACCUGGAGCGCGGGUACCGCAUGCCGCAGCCCGACAACUGCCCGCCGGAGCUGUACGAACUGAUGAGGCAGUGCUGGAAGGAGAGACCCGAGGAACGUCCCACCUUCGAGUACAUGAAGAGCGUGCUGGAGGACUUCUUCACCGCCACCGAGGGCCAGUACCAGCCCCAGCCGUGAGCAUGCCCCCGUGUUGGGGUGCUGGGGGUACCCCCCGGUGCCUGGUCCCCACAGACUCUGUUCGCAUCGCUGCCUGGACCUCGGCUGUAAAGAUUUGAAGCGCUUCAGAUCUUUGGAGUGGCAGGUUUCGUUCCCCCCAAGAAGAUGAUGGACAACCAAAGCCAAGAUGGGGCUCCACAUUGCGGAGGGCUAGUGUGGGGGGCUACAAAGGAGCCGUGUGGGUGCUGACCGGUGUCCCUGGGGCAAAUCCAGCCCCACACGGGGCCACCCCGACCCCUGCAGCCCUGAGCGGGGGGGACUCGCCUCUUCAUUCACCCCCAAUGAUGCCAGGGACACCCUACAAGCAAUGGCAGCCCCAGUCCUUGGUGUUUGCAGGAGCUGCCCUGGAACGGCCACCGCGGUUUGGGGAAAUUGAGGCCACCAUGAUGAUGCUCUCGGGGGCACCCGGCGGUGUCAGCCCCCCAUGGCCCCACUCUCACCCACCCCGGGUGGGACAAGUCGGGGUUGGGGUCCUGCUGGAGGCAUCUACCGUGUCCCCCCCGCCGCCAAAUGGUUCAGCCCCCACCUGGCGUCCCCCCCG